AUGUCACACGAAUCAGUCUGGUACUCGCGCCCGCGCAAGUACGGUAAAGCGUCUAUUGGAUGUGUUGUCACUGGUGACAAGAAGAAGGCUGGUAUCAUUCGCAAGUACGGAAUCAACAUGAGUCGUCAGGCUUUUCGGGAGAAGGCGCAGGAUAUUGGGUUCGUCAAGUAUCGCUAA
Molecule: messenger RNA, 177 nt
Organism: Alternaria rosae
Lineage: Eukaryota; Fungi; Ascomycota; Dothideomycetes; Pleosporales; Pleosporaceae
Exons: 3
Coding region: 1-177 (58 amino acids)
Biological process (GO): translation
Cellular component (GO): ribosome; cytosolic small ribosomal subunit
Molecular function (GO): structural constituent of ribosome; zinc ion binding
Source: RefSeq, a predicted model, not a curated record